Messenger RNA from Aegilops tauschii subsp. strangulata, 537 nucleotides. Its product is annotated as ubiquitin-conjugating enzyme E2 4-like. Lineage: Eukaryota; Viridiplantae; Streptophyta; Magnoliopsida; Poales; Poaceae. The record is from RefSeq and is a predicted model, not a curated record.
AUGCGGAUCUUCGUCGCGUUCGUCCGGAACUCUGACGGCGCAUGGCACAUCUGGUGCUUUUGCGGCGGUCUCUACCAAGGAGGUGUAUGGAAGGUUAGGGUAGAACUGCCCGAUGCGUAUCCUUACAGGUCUUCGUUGAUUGCUUUUGUUAAUAAGAUAUAUCACCUGAAUGUCGAUGAACUGUCUGGUUCCGUCUGCUUGGAUGUCAUUAACCAGACAUGGAGCCCAAUGUUUGAUCUUGUCAAUGUGUUUGAAGUCUUCCUUCCACAACUUUUGUUAUAUCCAAAUCCUUCUGAUCCAUUGAACGGAGAAGCUGCUGCGCUCUUGAUGCGUGAUCGCCCUGCUUAUGAGCAAAAAGUGAAAGGUGAUUAUAUUAAUUUAACACACAUCUAUAGUCAUUUUUUUAUCCAUUGGAUUAUCUUUAGGCUCCUUCCAAACUAGUAUAAACAGGGAAUUCAUCUCUUUCAUAGACAUGGUGGCCUUGCACCCUGACUUGUCUUCUUAGCUUACAAUGCCGAGUUCAUCUAGACAAUAACC